Messenger RNA from Elgaria multicarinata webbii, 5894 nucleotides. It is a transcript of the gene CMTR2, whose product is annotated as cap methyltransferase 2. The record is from RefSeq and is a predicted model, not a curated record. Gene Ontology annotation, cellular component: cytoplasm; nucleus. NCBI's taxonomy places the organism in Eukaryota, Metazoa, Chordata, Lepidosauria, Squamata, Anguidae. The coding region runs from base 29 to 2470 and encodes 813 amino acids. Gene Ontology annotation, molecular function: methyltransferase cap1 activity. Gene Ontology annotation, biological process: 7-methylguanosine mRNA capping. The transcript has 3 exons.
GAGAGGAACCGAAAGCUUUGAAGCACGCAUGCGCAGCAGCUGGAGACGAUUUCAGCCUAGGAACCCUGGAUUCUCUGCCAUAACAGGUGGGAUUGGGACCCACCUACAGAAUGUGCAAAAGGGUUGUGAAAAGAAUCACAAAAUUACUUCUGAGAGGGCUCGUCCCAGCUGGAGAAUGAACAAACAAAAGAAGGCGAUGUAUGUUGAGCAGAUGACAAGCCUUGACCAGUUUGGCCCUGAUAUCAUUGCUGAAACCGAGAGGCUGUUUGAGAAGAAAUUCUUGUACACCAAACCACCCCACAAUGAGUGGCAGCUGCCAGAUUCCAAUCAGGCUUUCACCUGCGACCACAAAGAGUUCAGCUCCCUUGUCAUCCUGAAGGACUCCAUGAAUGAAGUCAAGAACAGGCUGAGCGAUAAAAAAUUGGACCAGUGGCAUGGGCACACAUCCUUCACCAACAAAGCGGGGAAAAUCAUUGCUCAUCUCAAGAAAUCUGUCAAUGCGGAGCUGUGUACCCAGGCUUGGUGCAAGUUCCACGAGAUUCUGUGCAGCUUUCCGCUGCUCCCGAGUGACGCACUUCAGAAUGGGGAGCUCAACUCCGUUCAUCUCUGCGAAGCUCCCGGCGCUUUUAUUGCCAGCCUCAACCACUACCUCAAGUCUCACCGUAUCCCCUGUGAUUGGAAUUGGGUAGCCAAUACCCUGAACCCGUAUCACGAAGCUAACGACACCCUGAUGAUGAUCAUGGAUGACCGGCUUAUUGCGAACACGUUGCCCUGGUGGUAUUUUGGUCCCGAGAACACUGGGGAUGUCAUGACCCUGAAACAUCUCACGGGGUUGCAGCACUUCAUAAGCAACAUGGCCGCCGUUCACCUGGUCACCUCCGAUGGGAGCUUCGAUUGCCAGGGAAAUCCAGGGGAGCAGGAAACGCUGGUCUCCUCUUUGCAUUAUUGUGAAACCGUCACUGCUUUAAUGACGCUUAGCCUCGGCGGCUCCUUUGUUCUGAAGAUGUUCACUCUGUUUGAACAUUGUUCUGUGAACUUGCUGUUUCUGCUGAAUUGCUCUUUUGAAGAAGUUCACGUUUUCAAGCCGGCGACCAGUAAAGCUGGCAACUCUGAGGUUUAUGUCGUUUGCCUUCGGUAUUUGGGCAGGGAGGCCGUUCACUCACUCUUGUCCAGGAUGAUGCAGAACUUUGGGCCCCAAAUGGUCGAGAGAGCCCUUUUCCCCCAGCACUUAAUUCCGGAAUCUUUCCUUAAAGUCCACGAAGAAUGCUGCUCGUUCUUUCACAGGCACCAAACCGAGACGAUUUCUGAGAACCUCCGGCUCUUUGAGCAUAUGGGUGAGGGGGAGCAGGCCAAGCUGAACGCCUUGCGGGAUUGUGCUGUGGAGUUCUUCUUGCAGAGGUUCCAGAUGCAACCUAUUGCCCGCACGAAUUGGCUGGUGAAGAGACCUCAUGCUGGCUGCAGCAUGAACUCCAAAUGGUGCGGGCAGAGGAACAAUUAUUUUUGCACGUACAAUGAAAGAAAGAUGCUGGAGACUAUGUCGUGGGAAAAUAAAGUGGCAAAGGGCUGCCUUAACCAGUGGGCGGAAGCUCACUCUCUCGGUAACGUUGGGAAGAGCUGUGUUUUAGAAGGGGUGUUGUGUAACCUGGACUGUCACUUAUGGUACAUCUUGGAGGGGCGGAGGUUGCCAAGAGUUAAAUGCUCUCCUUUCUGUGAUGGCGAGGUCCUGAAGAGCCUCAACGAGGCCCUUGAGAAAUCUUUCAUUGGCCGGCCAAGUGGUGAUGCCCUCAUGAGACAGACGCAGCAGGAGUGCCCAUCUUGCUACGUUCUGACGGAAUCGUCGGUCCUGUCCGAGUUGUCGGACCUUAUGGAGUAUCACAAACAGGUUCAGAGUGAAGAUUGUGUUGGCCAAAGGAAAUGCGUGGCGGUAGGCUUCCCGUCCCUUUGUGACGCCGAAAGCCGAUCUGGCUUGGACGUCAGACUCAUGGAGUCGGCACCUCUCUUGAAUUUCUCCUGUUCUUUACUUCACGACGGAGAGCCGAAAUAUCAGCUGCAGCUUCUGGAGUGCCUCUUGUGUGUGUUUCCUCAGCUUCAGAAGGGAGACGCUUUGGUUUUGCCUGUUCUUUCCUGUUUUACCCGCUUCAUGGCCGGCUUAGUCUUCAUACUGCAUGGCUGCUUCCAGCGUGUCUCUUUCGCUUGCCCCAUCUCAUCUCGGCCUCUGGGCACCAGCGCUGCAUUGCUGUGUGUUGGCUACCAAGGCCUUCCAGAACCGGUUCUCCAAUACCUGCAGCAGCUGAAUAAGCUCAUGAGGACGUUGCUUGACUCGGACUCAUCACAGCAGGUCUUGCAGUUUGUGCCGAUGGAACACCUGCUACAGGGGUUUGUGCUGGAGUUUCUGUGGGACCUCAACACCGCCGUUGCGAAGAGACAAUUGCAUUGGAUUAUUCAAAUUGAGCAGCAGCAAAUAUCGUGACUCUUUAGCUCGAGUCAGUAAACAGCUGCUCCAAAUUUUCUUCCUUUCUUUUUUUAAACACUUUUUAAAAUUGUGAGACAUACCGGGCCCUUUGGUUGUCCCUCAUCCUUUAACUACUGUGCUGGUUUUAGCCUGCUUAUGUACAGCCCCUGAGCCCGUUGCAGGGAAUACACACUUUUAAGCAAGUGGUGGGCAGCGUGCGGCCACCACCACACCGCCAAACUUUGGCGGUGACAGUUUUUUUUCUAAUGACGAUGUUAGCAUUACGGAGCACUAAAAGGGUCGCAUGCUGUUUCAGAAGAACCUAAAUGUGACCUUUUUUUCCCCACACUCAAAUCGGUUUGCUACCAAAAUUCAGUGGCAAAAUACCAAUUUUCUUUCCCAGUACCUCAUGGAGUGUGCCCCACAAGGGGGUGGUUCAGGGAGGUGAAGAUAGCCCCCAGAGCCUCAGAAGUUGCCCACUCCUGCUUCAAGCUUUAACCAAAUCUUGUUCACGUGUGUCAUGGCCACCUCCACAGGUACACUCAACUGAAUAGGUGCUGCUUCUCCCCCCUCCCCCGUAGACCUGGUUCUCAUGUUAUGACAGCUGAUUGGUUAAAUAAACCAUGUGUUGUUAUGAGUGAGCUGCCUCCCGUGCUUGUAACACUUCCGCUUUUAUUCCAGAACUCAUGAGCGGCUUCCUCGUAGUUUGUGGAGCGUGAUGUCCAAUCCUGGGUUGUUUCUGGGCUAAACAACCUAGCAGUUAACCAUGUUUUGUUGUUGGAUUAACUUGCUGGGUUAUUUAGCCACUAAAUACAGGAAGCGGUUCGGGUUUGGACGUCACAGUCCACAACCUAUGAAAGAGUGGAUUGUGGAAUAAAAGGGGAAGUGGCAGGUGUGCUGCAGGUAGUGCACCUGCUGUCUCCUCCUCUUCCCCAACAGCCCAUGGUUUAUUUUAUAUGCAAACAGACAGGGCCAGUUUGCACAACACAGCUGGCUCACCAUGGGUUAUUUAACCCACGAUGAGUCGUAGCUGGUGUAGACUCCAUUUUGAAUAUACAUCCUUCAAUUGGGGGUUGUGCCAUGUCAUGCAAACCCAGCCAUUGUGGCUUAUUCGAGAGUUAAAUAAACCUUACAUAACCCUACUGCUAAUGGAGGGUGGUUUAAUUCUUGCAUAACCCAUGAUGGCUGGGUUUGCAUGACAUGGUGCAAUCCCCUAUUAAGGGUUGCAUACUCAAAAUGGUGGCAGCACAUGUCUGGUAUGCACUGUGGCGCAUCAUGGGUUAAAUAGCUCAUGAUGAGCCAGCUGUGUCAUGUGAAUCGGGUCAUAGUGUAAUUCCCCACAGCUGGGGAGUGUGUGAAUUAAGCAGCCAGUUGUGCAGAGCAAAUCAUUGGUUGGGUCUCUCCCAACCAAUCUCAUGGCAGGGUAAUUAUUUGAUCAAGACCUCUUGUACCGUUCAUAAACAUUAUACUAUAGCUGAAUAGAAAGGGGACUUUUUGGGGCAUGUCAGGAGACUGAAAGCAAGUAUUCCAUCAUCUAGAUUUCAGGUGUGUGUGCUUCAAGCACCAUUUCUUUUUAACUGAUUGCCCCUUUUCGGUGCUCUCAUCUUAAUAAUGAUAAACAUCAGAUACCUUCCAGUUGUGUAAGGUCUUUCCAUUUCUACAUUGCCUUUUUGUGCUGCUCCUUAACAGGGUCAUAUUGAGGCUAGAAUUCAAGUGAAUGUACAGAAACAAGAGCCAUUUUAAAUCGACCCACCAGCCAAGUAAAUGCGAACUGUUACUGUCAAGCAAGUGUUGGUUUUGCCUCUCGCCUCCCGCCCUUGCAAAAAAAGAUAAAUACAUUUAUUUUGUUUUUCGGUAGUUCAAAUUCAAUGUAUUUGGACUGUGGCAUAUUCUCUUGGAUACAUGCAGCUGGCCAGAAUGCAUAUUGGACACGCUCGACUGUUCACCCUUUUCUUGUUUGUUGGAGUGGACUUGGUGUGGUUGAUCAAAGAUGGAGAUUCUAUCCAAAUUCUGUGCAGCUGCUCUGGAAGGAUGUUGAGGGGCUGCUCAGGUAGCAUUAGCAAGUGAGUAACCAGUAGCUAUUGUAUAGCCAUCACUUAGCAAGAGGGGUGGAUUCAGUUACAGAAGCUGCAUACAGCUUUCUAUCUGAAACUUACCUUGUGCGCAGGUACCAAGCAGAGGUCUUAACUCACUUACCGUUCCCUUGUAGAAGCCCUAUUGAAACAGGAAGCUGUGCAGUGCAGCAAAAGUACAAUACUACAGUGAGGCUUUAGCUACACAGCUCUAGUGUGUUGCACCCCAAAUGUGUCUGUGGCCCUGAACUAACAAACUACGGCAAACUCAUGGCUGGAAAUGCUGAUUACCACCUGAAAGCUGCAAAACGGCAAGGGCCAGACACAGUUUGCACUUAUAAUUUUCUUCCCUGCCGCCCUCUCUUCUGGCCAUCACUCUCCCCUGCAGGAACUGGGGAUCCCCAGCACAGAUUUUUUACAUUGUAGGGGAAGUGGCUGAAGGAAGGCGGUUGCCGGGUGGGGUUGGGGAGGAGUUAAGCACACCUUUGCUAUUCUCCACUGCAAAUCCCACCCUCCCACCAGGAUUUUGCAGCUUUUUGACAUGGGCUAGAGCCGUCAGACCUGUGUUUGCUUCAAAACGUCUCUAGCUUUGGCCACUGUUGCACACAGAAGUGACCGCACUCUUACAGUUUGGCUGGGUUCUCACAGCACGCUAGCCCAUGCAGUGUGGAUUGUUGUUGAGCUGUGAGUUGUAGUAUAAUCUGAACACAGUGCGUUUUCCGUGGGGUUGCUUGUUAAACAUGCAGUGUGGCUUGUUAACCACUCUAAACAAGCCAACAACAAGCCCUGGGCUGUCAAGGUGGCUGGUUCAAGAAAAAUAAACCUCAAUGCAUGGUUAACAAGCCACCCUGCAGAAAAUGCUCUGUGUUCAGACAACAAGAUAACCUACCCUGCAGAAAACACAGCAUUCAGACAACACAUUAACCUACUCUAUGGAAAACAAGCUGUGUUCAGACAACACGAUAACCAAUGGUGGGUUAGCGUGUUGUGUGAACCUGUCUUUUCUGUAACUCCUGUCCUCCUGACCCUUCUCCCCCAUACCCCUAAUUUUCUUUUAACAAAUAAAAGCAGUGCAGGUAUAUUUUGAGGUAUCUGGGCAUUUCCAGAUGCAUUUAAGUUGGGUUGGCAUUUUUUUUAAGGGUUCGCUUUAUUCUCCAAAUGAUUGUCUUCUUCCUUAAUUUUGUCAAUGGAUUUCCCCCUCUGGCCUUAUUUUAAAUCCUAAGCCCUCAAAAAGCUCAUUGACAUUGUUUUGGAAUGAAUGACUUGGAGGUUUCAGCCUAAUGUUGAUAGUUUGACCUGGCUACUUUUUAUUGUAAAUAAAUUAUGGGCACCAAGAAAGUUUGGGGUGGAAGGAGGAAGUGAAAACUUUU